Messenger RNA from Lolium perenne, 1364 nucleotides. Lineage: Eukaryota; Viridiplantae; Streptophyta; Magnoliopsida; Poales; Poaceae. The record is from RefSeq and is a predicted model, not a curated record.
GCGCACAUAUGGUGGAUGAAGAAAUGCCCGAGAGGUAAAAAACACGAGUUUUUGUCGAAUUCUAGUUUAUUGAUGCAUACCUAGCCGUGUAGUAAUGAAUUUCAUUGCAAUGUAGAGUGGAUGAUGCGGCAUUCAUGGACACAAUGAAUGUUGGAUCCUCGUUCUUGCAUGAUGAAGCCGCCGAUGGGGAGGAGGAAUAUGAGGAUGUAGAUGAGGAAGGAGAAGGGUUGAUUGAACCUCGCCCUCCCGGCCGGUCCGCCAACUACACCAUAGCGGAGGACAAGUUGCUUUGCAAGACGUGGUUGACAAUUGGAAUGGAUCCAACAACCGGUACCGACCAAACAAGAGAAACAUAUUGGAUGAGGAUGACGGAUUACUUCAACACAAACAACACAAGUGGGAUCGAGCGAACCAUGCGCUCACUUCGGUCCCGUUGGUCCGGUAUCAACACCGAUUGCCAAAAAUGGGCGGGCGUGCAAGCCAACAUCGAUGUUCUCAAUCCAAGUGGCACUAAUGAGAAUGAUAGGAACUCCAUGGCUCAAGGAUUGUUUAGGGAUGUGGGAAAGAAGAACAAGAAAGGCAACAAGAUUCUUGGCAAGCCAUUCACCUUGCAUCAUUGCUAUGAAGUGCUAGGGAAUGAAGAGAAGUGGAAGACGUGCGGCAAGAUGGACGCGGCAACUAUGGCGGCCAAUGCUACCGGUGAUGCAACAAUCAUCGAUGAUGAUGAUUCAAGUGAUGAAGGGCGGAUGAAGAGAAGCUCCACUCCUCACUCCGUCAACAAUGGCCGGAGGAAUGUGCAUGGUAGGAAGACCGCCAAGGAAAUGAAGGGAAAGAAGGCCGGAGAUGAUGACAUUGCCAUGGCUAUGGAAAGGAUUGCAAAUGCAAGGUUGCAAGCAAAUAAAGAUAGAAAGAUGCAACGAAACUUGGAGAAAGAGGCUAUGGAUGCUAUUGAAGCUAGGAGAGCCGCUUUGGAGGAGAGGAUUGCCGCCAACGAGGAGAGGAAGUUGGCUUUGGAGGAGAAGAAGCAAGCCACCGAGGAGCAAGCACGCCUAGCGGAGGAGGAGAGGAAGCUUUUCUUGAUGGAUACUUCCCAUAUGGAUGAGAGGCAAAAGGAGUACAUCAACCUUCUUCGCGAUGAAGUGUUGGCCAAAAAGAGAUUGUUGGUAGCCAACAUGAACACUUCCACGACCGGCAUGUUUGGAGGAGGCAUGUUUGGAGGAGGCAUGCCGACGUUUGGAGGAGGCAUGAGAGGCAUGGCGGGCAUGGGAAGCAUGCCCAUGCCCACCAUGGGAGGUUUGAAACGAUUCCACGCAAGAAUUAUGCUCCACUCGAAGCUUCUCUCAUCUAAAGUAGCAAAUGCUUAG